Messenger RNA from Thrips palmi, 904 nucleotides. RefSeq names its product eukaryotic translation initiation factor 3 subunit K (gene eIF3k). The coding region runs from base 109 to 759 and encodes 216 amino acids. The record is from RefSeq and is a predicted model, not a curated record. Gene Ontology annotation, biological process: regulation of translational initiation. NCBI's taxonomy places the organism in Eukaryota, Metazoa, Arthropoda, Insecta, Thysanoptera, Thripidae. The transcript is spliced from 4 exons. Gene Ontology annotation, cellular component: eukaryotic translation initiation factor 3 complex; cytoplasm. Gene Ontology annotation, molecular function: translation initiation factor activity; ribosome binding.
GUGGCACUACUCCACGACUCCACGUUCGGUCGGUCAGUCGCUGCCCGCAGGCCACAACUAGUCAAGUCGGCGGAGCGAUUUAGGAACGUACUCUUGUAAACUAGCAAAAUGGCGGAAGCUAUGCGGCAGCAGGUGGCGAAUAUGUUGAAGGGUAUCGAAAGAUACAAUCCUGAAAACUUAGCAACAUUGGAGCGAUAUGUGGGUAUGCAGUCGCAAGAAAACUCAUACGACCUAGAAGCCAACCUUGCUGUUCUGAAGUUGUACCAGUUCAAUCCCCACAAGUACAACAAGGAUGUCGCCUGCAAAAUUUUGCUGAAGGCUUUAACCAAUUUCCCUCACACAGACUUUGUUCUCUGCCGGUGUCUUCUCAGUGAAAAACAGUGUGCUGAGAAACCCAUGGACCAGAUCAUUUACUUAGCAGAUAUUUUGGAGAGGUGUGACUUCCAAGCUUUCUGGAACCGAAUUUUGGGAAUGCCUGAAUUGUCGCUGCAGAUUGUGGGAUUUGCUGACUCCAUUCGCAAAUUCGUGUGUCACGUUGUUGGCAUUACCUUCCAGACAGUUGAAAAGGCAUUAUUGUCUGAGUUAUUAGGAGGUGUAGACGCUCAAACUCUAUCGCACUGGGUUAAGAAGUAUGGAUGGAAAGAAGAUGGACAAGUGAUUUUCAUUGCUAGCCAAGAUGAAAACAUCAAGACCAAGAACAUAACUGAAAAAAUUGACUUUGAAAAUGUGGGAGCCCUCAUGUCUGCGUGCCAACGUUAAAUUUGAACACCUCAGUAUUUUGUGUUGAUUGUCCAAUCUAAGUUGUUGUCUCAAUUUCCUCCCCAUUGUCCAUUUGUCACCCAAGCUUCCGAUUUAUUAAAUUUGUAACAGAACUUGCAGAAUAUAUAUGCUUGUGUUUUUAUAA